Molecule: messenger RNA, 2156 nt
Organism: Erigeron canadensis
Lineage: Eukaryota; Viridiplantae; Streptophyta; Magnoliopsida; Asterales; Asteraceae
Product: serine/threonine-protein kinase TIO-like
Exons: 6
Coding region: 8-1642 (544 amino acids)
Cellular component (GO): cytoplasm
Source: RefSeq, a predicted model, not a curated record
AUGUUGCAUGUAUAAUAAGUCAGUUGCUGAUCCUCUAUGUCAUUUGACUAGUUCUUCGCAUACAGAAGUCGUUAGUAGAGGUGGCGAUGGUACCAUCGUUGCAUUGAUUUUUGACAUCUUACAUUCUUAUGCCGGGGACCUAGAAACAGUUCUGACAAAUGAAAUAGACUAUCCAGUUGAUUUGAUAAUUAGUGGAUUCUUAGCACUUACUAGAAUCGCUCAAUCCUUCCUUCAUCUUGAUAAGACUUCUGCAGAAUCUAUACUGACAUCAAGUCGAAGAGAGCAGCACUCUCGUCUCUUUUUCCUUGUUCGUCUUUCUGACAAAUGUAUUUCAGUAUUCGAGCCAUAUGUGAUGCUUCUACUCGCAUCCAUUUUUUCCCUUGAAAAUAGGAAGACUUCAUCCAUUUCUGAAAUAGCUUUGAGUAUAAUUCCAAAUAGCACAGAACUUUGUUCUAAUCUCAAAGAUGUCAUUGAAAGCAAGUCCUCAACCCUUCAGGCCUCUAUGGAUGGGACUGUUGGCUUGUUACUGGCGAGACUGAAAUGGGAUGAGGACUUAACUAUUGAGCAGUUUGGCAGUGGUGUCCUUGAAACUCUUGUUGAUUUGGUGGGAGGAAAUACCCCUUCAUUAGAUAAUCAAAUUGAGCUUUCACCCAUUGGAGUUUAUUGGAUAGUUACCUUACUAGAUUGUUGCUAUAAGGAAUGCAAUGGAAAUUUUUUCAAUUCCAAGAAAUACAUCAAGUUUAUGUCUGGCUUGAUAUCGGAUGUAUAUCUUGAGGGUAUGAAGCGUUGUGAUGGAAUUGGUGGAUGCAAUGAUGUCGGAUUUACAGUUGUUGCUGUCAGUGAGCUCCUAAUAUCACCAUUUGAAGAACCAAAAGAUGCAUAUUGGAUGCAAAUAUACAAUGAAUGCCUUCUGGAGGUAGGAAUUCCCGGACAAGUAGUCAAGUGUCUGGGACAUGUGGAAUUAGAAAAUGCUGCAACACUACCUUUUGUUGAAACACUAGUUUCCUUGUUAGCCAGAAUGACUCAUCAUCGAUCAGUCAUUGCUCAAAUUAUUGACAAAGGUCUCUUUCAUCCAAUUACAACGAAAAGGUUACGUGAUACUCCGUUAACGAGAGAAGUCAGACUGAACAUUCUGAAGAUAAUUUCAAAUAUAGCUCCUACAGAUAAGGAGGUUUACUAUGAGGAGCAGAUAGAAGAAGCAGCCAUCUUACCUUUCCUUCCACUAUUUCUUACACAUGAAAAUCCCAGAGUGCGUAUGCAGUUUUGCAGCACUGUAUGCUGUAUGUGUGUUCAUAACAACUACUUUUAUGGUUUGCUAGAAAAGCAUGAAAUAGUUCCUCACUUGCUUGCCUGCUACUUUGAUCUGGCCACAAGCACUCGUGGCGAUUCAAUUGCUGCUUUAGCACUUCACAGUGACUCGCUUCAUGAAGAGGUGGGGAGAUGUAUACCCCAACUCACGAAGUCCCGGCUUUCGGCUGAAGGGUGGUACAUCACAAACAGUAUUGCACAUUGUAGACUAAGAAUUCUUGUUAGAGAGUGCACUAAGUUUUGUAAAGAUAGCAUUUCGAAUGGAGCAAUGGAGUUUUCUUAUCAGAAGCAAUUAUGGAAAUGGCGAGUUAGAGUUCGAAAAAUGAACCGUUAGAAAAACUUCAUUAUUUAUGCAGACCCUCAAGACUUACAAAUCUUCAUUUUAUGCAAUUUUGUCCCCAUUAAUUGGAUGCAAAGGUGGAAAUGGCGAUUUAGACAUGGCAAUAAGGCCUCUUCCUAUCGCAUUGAGAUUUGGUCGUCGUGCUUCUCGUCGUUGUCGUCAUGAUAGGCAGGAGGUCAUCAUUUGGUCGUCGUCCUUGUUGGGUUAAUCUUGAUGGGUCAGGUACAAGUCCGGGUCAGUUGAUGGGUCAUGAGCAGAAACUGGGUCAUGGGUAUGAAGAAGUCAAGUUUGACCGAGUUUGGAGGAAAAGAAUCUGGGUAGUGGACGUUGUGAAGCUAGCUAAAAGAAAGGAACAUGGGCUCCUAUUUUGUAGUUCAGUUUGUUUAUUUUGGCAUGUGUUUUGUUUGCACGUUAGGAUUAUGUAGGUUAUAAAUAGCGUGUUUGUUUAGUGAAUGAGAUAAGUGCAGUUUUCCUAUUUCCAUUACUUUCUUCAAUAUAUUCUGCAAGU